Molecule: messenger RNA, 1340 nt
Organism: Porites evermanni
Lineage: Eukaryota; Metazoa; Cnidaria; Anthozoa; Scleractinia; Poritidae
Source: the annotation of a GenBank genome assembly
AUGAGGAUGGACGAGACAACUACCAUCACGGCUCUUGGGGACGGAAAACACUACAAAUUCCUGGGGGUGCUAGAGAACGUUCGACAGGAUGAACGGCUGGCCCUAGCGUGCGCGGCUAAAGAGUAUCUACGCAGGAUAUCUAUCAUAUGGUCCAGCCCCCUGUCUGAUUGUAACCGUGUACAGGCAACUAAUCAGUAUGCACUCUCGGUCCUGCGGUACUCAAUGUGGACACAGCAUUGGCCUCUGUCAGAGUUAAGAGAUGUGGACAGAGCAGCUCGGAAGAUCAUAGUUGAGAACGGUGGCAAGCACCCAGCUAACCUAACUUCUUUGUUAUAUCUACCGAGGGAGAAAGGGGGUAGAGGCCUGCGAUCAGUCGAACACCAGUACAAGAUCACUAAAAUCAAAUCGCUACUGAAAUUGUAUCAGAAAUCGGACCAGACUUUGGAAGCAGUUAGAGAAUUUGAAGAACACGCCAUGGCAUCAGGCCACCAUCGCUUGUAAAGGAAGCAGCUAAGUACGCUGAAGUAUUCAACAUCACACUUCAGCUUGAUACCCUAAAUCCCGUGUGUGUUACAACAGAAGGAAAGGUGGUGACUGCAGCAAAAGCUGGGAAUCUGUUGAAGCAGUCUCAAGGGAAGCAGUUCUUGGAGAUCGUUAAAGACAAAAAGUGGCAAGGAAAGUUAUUCCGUAUCAGAUGGGAAGAUGAGAGCCUAAGCAUAACCAGCUGCUUUGCAUGGUUACAAGGUUGGUCUACAUGCCCUACAUAUACCAUCGCGGGCAUGUAUGAACUGUAUGAGCAGUUGUUACCUACGAAGCUCUACACAAAGGAGAAGACGAAAACCUCCACCGACGGCGAAGUCCUAUGCAGGUUAUGUGGGAAGGUAGCUGAGAGCGUUGCACAUGUGUUGGCUGGAUGUUCCUCCCUGGCUCAAACCAAGUACCUAUACAGGCAUAAUGCAGCUUUGAAGAUUCUGUUUUUUGAGCUCCUGCGAGGGCAUGGGUUAAUAGAAGAGGUACCACCAUGGUACUCACCGGUGAAGCCAAAACCAGCCUACCAGAACACCACGAGUGAGGCGUUUUGGGAUAUUCCCUUUUAUGCAGAGCACAACGAAGUUAGAGCAAAUAGGAUCGACGCGCGACUUGUCAGCCACGAGAGGAAAGAAGUCUGCACAAUUGAAAUAAGCUGCCCAUGGAUUGAGAGUAGAGCUAAGAAAGAUGAGGAAAAGACACUCAAGUAUGGGCCCAUGAUGUGGGAGCUGAAGCAGAGAUACAAUGGUUACAGGGUUGAACAGUACAACGUAAUAAUUGACGUACUGGGUGGUUACUCUAAACACCUAAAG